Molecule: messenger RNA, 4047 nt
Organism: Trematomus bernacchii (emerald rockcod)
Lineage: Eukaryota; Metazoa; Chordata; Actinopteri; Perciformes; Nototheniidae
Exons: 5
Coding region: 178-1599 (473 amino acids)
Biological process (GO): monocarboxylic acid transport; transmembrane transport
Cellular component (GO): membrane
Molecular function (GO): monocarboxylic acid transmembrane transporter activity
Source: RefSeq, a predicted model, not a curated record
CCCGCCCUCUGCUGCCCGCAGAAACACGUCAGGCAGCGGCUCGCUCAGGAAAUUCAAACCGAGAGGCGUCCGCCACACACACGCAUCUUCCCGCUCCAAGGUCACCGAGCCUGCACAGGACACACACACACACCGCCAUUCCCCGCAGUGAACAGUCAGUGUUGAGGUGGGCCAGUGAUGCCGCCUCCAGCCUCAGGUCCCCUGGCCGAGCCCCCACCUGACGGCGGGUGGGGGUGGGCUGUGGUGUUGGCGUCUUUCAUCUCCAUCGGAUUCUCGUACGCCUUCCCCAAAGCCAUCACGGUGUACUUCAAAGACAUCCAGGUGAUCUUCGACGCCUCCUACAGCCAGAUCGCCUGGAUCUCCUCCAUCAUGCUGGCCGUCAUGUACGCUGCAGGUCCCAUCAGCAGCAUACUGGUCAACACGUAUGGCUGCAGGCCCAUCGUCAUGUUGGGGGGGUGCCUUACUUCCAUCGGCCUGAUCUCAGCCUCCUUCUGCAACAGCGUGGUGCAGCUCUACAUCUGCAUCGGAGUUAUCGGUGGACUCGGACUAGCCUUCAACCUGCAGCCGGCUCUGACUAUGGUCGGAAAAUACUUCUUGAAGAAUCGCCCCAUUGCCAACGGGCUGGCAAUGACGGGCAGUCCGGUGUUCCUCAGCACCCUGGCUCCUCUCAACCAGUACCUCUUCAACCAGUUUGGCUGGAGGGGCAGCUUCCUGAUCCUGGGGGGGCUGGUGUUGAACUGCUGUGUGGCCGGCUCCCUCAUGAGGCCUCUCGGACCGCCGCCCGGCAAGAUCAAGAAGAGCGAAGAGAUCGCCGUCAUCACCACCACAACAAAAGAGAAGCGGACCGCCUGGGAAACGGUCAACAAGUACCUGGACCUGUCACUCUUCAAGCACCGCGGCUUCCUCAUCUACCUGUCAGGAAACAUCAUCAUGUUCCUGGGCUUCUUCGCACCCAUUGUCUUCCUCACGGCCUACGCUAAGGACAUGGGCGUGGACGAGUACUCGGCUGCCUUCCUGCUCUCAAUUCUGGCUUUUGUGGACAUGUUUGCCCGGCCUUCCAUGGGGCUGCUGGCCAACUCUCGCUGGGUCCGGCCCAGGAUCCAGUACUUCUUCAGCUUUGCUGUGCUGUUCAAUGGGGUCUGCCACGUCCUCUGCCCCCUGGUGGAGAGCUACACCGGCCUGGUGGUGUAUGCCAUGUUCUUCGGCUUUGCUUUUGGCAUGGUCAGUUCAGUGCUGUUCGAAACACUCAUGGACCUGGUGGGGCCUCAGCGGUUCUCCAGUGCUGUGGGACUCACCACCAUCAUGGAGUGCUGCCCAGUCCUCAUUGGUCCCCCUCUAGCAGGGAAACUGGUGGAUGUCACAAAAAACUACAAGUACAUGUAUUUUUGCUGCGGGGUGGUGGUGAUUUUGGCCAGUAUUUGGCUCUUCAUUGGGAACUUCAUUAACUACAGACUCUUGGACCGUGAGCGGAAGGCAGCAGAGAUGUACAAACGGACUGAGACGGAAGAUCCAGACAAAGCUCCGGGUCAGAAGGAGGCUGACGGGGAAGCCCAGAAGGAAAAGGGCGAUGAACCUAUGCAGCAGGAAACCAACAUCUAAACCAACAUACCUCACCUCCGGGACGUCCUCACCCUCCACUACGAUCAAACUGAGCUCCCAGCCAGGAGGGGCCUCUGUGUUCCACCUGGCUCUAUUCGGGGUCCUCUGCACUUAUAGAACUAACUGCCAAACAACAACUGUGUUGUAGGAGGCUGUGAGACGUUAUAUAUAUUUGUCAAGGAGCAAUAGCUGUGACUAUAAGAUAAAUAUUAACCACACAGAAACGUGUAACCUAGUAGCAGUUACAGUCAGGAUGUAUGAUUAUAGUGUCUGUGGGAAGUCUUAAAUUGUGUCAACUGCGAGCUAACAUAGCAAAUAAUGGCAGAUAAUGAUGAGAAAAUGUAACUUAUAGUCAGACAAUCGACUCUGCUUCAGAGCAGUUAGGUCUGCUAUAGUUUGUGUAUGGUUAUUUUAAGGUAUCUCCAUUUGUCCCUAAUCAAAUGUUCUGAGCUGUAGCCACAGCCGUCAUUCCUUCAUCCCACUGUUCCUUCCGAUAUCACGUGAAUUUAGCGUCAUGCACCAUCCAACUGAAUCAAAAUGAGAUCCGCUUUCUUCUUAACAUGCUGAGAUCUUGAUUAACAAGAAAAAGGUGAAAUAAAUCAAAACAGUGAACAGGAAUUACUAACUGCAUUCACACUGCAGGUGACUUGGUUUUGACCAUUUUUGUCAAAUUGUGGACAGUUAGAGGCAUGGAUUGUACACACAGUUAAUGCAGAUCAGACUGCCAUCACAGUAACAUGUAAAGAAAGUUAUUUGUUAUCUGAAAUAAUGAAUACAGCCUUUCUCUAAGCAUCAGCCGUGGGGGGCCGUGGGGGCCCCGCUGAUUGUGCUUGUUUGUUCAGCUCUGUAGGAGGUCUGAUCUCCUCGUGACUUUAGUUACGUUUCUCGCAGUGUGAAUGCAGCGUUGGCAAACCCAGCGCACCAGAAAUGAUUGAUCUAUCUCGUGAAAUGUGUUCAGAAAUAUAAUUGCACUGUGUUUAAAACGGCAGUUGGGUGCUGUAAAAUGUGCACUUCCAAAAAAGAACAGCAGAUGUAUUCUGCUGCCCACCUGAUCACCGUAUUGUAGCGCAGUGAGACCUGCACAGUAACCCACUUUAAUACUUUAUAUAGAGCUUCCUGUGAGUAGUCUAGUGUUCCAUGCUGACUCGUAUACAUGUAGAGAAAAGGCUAUACUUCACAACUUUAUUAAAAUGCUGCAUCUAUAGAAAUCUAAUUAUGGUUGAAUGAAUACUAUAUGAAGCUGAUAAAUCUCUGUUAAAUGUGACUCUGUUUUUUGACUGUGAUUAACUUGAAUACUCAAAUGAAAUCAGUGUAGUCCACUCCAUUUGUCUCCUCACAUGUCUAAGUGUUGAUGUCCAUAAGCUAGAGAUAAUGUAACGUGCUGUGACUAAUUCACUCACACACACCAUGUGUAACCACGAGGAGGAGAGCUACUGAUGCUACUAAUAACUGAAUGCUAAUGGAUCUGUGUUGUCAAUCGUAUUGUGUGCACAUGAAUGUACUGGAUGAGCAUAUCCUGUUGCUAUGAAUGUCACAUAUUCUAUCAUUCCACGUGUCAUUCUAAAUGUCAUCCUGCUGUUGUUCAGUUUUCAUCAUCAGCUGUGGUCUCAGACGCAGACCACAUGGGGUCUCAGAUGUCCUCACAAAGCCAAACACAUUUAAAUAACAAAUGUAAUUUUCAAAGCAAUCAUGAACAAACAUGUUAUUGUCCCUCUUCUCUAUGCUGUGAAAAGAUGAAUGUGUAUCCAGAAUCAUGAACAUGGAUGUCCAGCUGUGUUACCAUGUGCUCUGUUCACCUGAGUCUGACUGAGGAUCAGCUGUUUGUCAGGCUGGGUGCUCAGGGUAUCAGGGAGACAUCGUUUGAGAAUAUCUGUCAUUUAUUGUAAAUAAGAUGGUUGUGAAAGAUUUGCACAUGUUUGUUCUCAGUUUAACAAAGUACUUGACUUCUAUGAGCUUGCUUUGAACUGGACUAAGUUUUCCAGUCUUGGUUCUGACUGCUGCUCCAGCAACAUGUGGACCAACAGCUCUCCUCUGUUAGCUUAGCUAUUCAGAAUCAACCUCCCAUAAUGCACCUGCAGUUCACCAGCAUUUCAUACUGAUAUUAGACAGUAUUUUUAAAUCGCCAUGUCUUUACCUUCCUUAGCUUUAGUUAUUAAUAACAUGAAUAACACUUUAUGAAUGUUAACAUGUAUGCUACAUUAGUGUAAAGAGGGACUACUUUACUUCACAGACUCACUGUACAGGGUGCCUCUCACUGAGGCUCUCUACUGAGCAACACUGCCUCCUGCUGGGUCCAAACCACACAGACCAAAGGAAGAGAAGCUUCCCUUCCAACAGAACACAUGAUGAGGGUCCACUGUGUUUUUGCUAUUUAUAUGUUGAGGUAUACAAAUGGAACAAAACACCACCUUGUAACGGUUUGAUGAAAUUAAAGUGUGUACCAUUACA